Molecule: messenger RNA, 1841 nt
Organism: Fundulus heteroclitus (mummichog)
Lineage: Eukaryota; Metazoa; Chordata; Actinopteri; Cyprinodontiformes; Fundulidae
Product: ankyrin repeat domain-containing protein SOWAHC
Exons: 14
Coding region: 290-1468 (392 amino acids)
Molecular function (GO): protein binding
Source: RefSeq, a predicted model, not a curated record
GAUGCUUCCGCGUCGGCGGAGCCCUGCGGGAGCACACCUGAGGCUGAAGGAGCUCCGCGGUUUCCAACCUGAGGUCCGGGGACACUGGAUAUUCACCUGCUGGCAGAAAAGGAGCAGGAAGAGUGAAAGGCUCGUCAACGUUCUGUCUGAGUCCGUUGCGUUCGCUGUCAGGCCGACAGGUGGGCGUCCUCUGUCCGGAUGAGCUGAACCAGGCUGGGUUUUCUAUAUCCACAGGUGAGGGUUCAUUCGGAAGGCCAAGCUCUAUAUUUAUCACCUGAGCUGAUCUGAAAUGGAAGGUGGCUCAAAGCUUCAGCCGCCUUCAGCUGCAGAGACCCAGGAAGACCGAGACCCAACGCCACCCCAGAAUCCAGAAGGUCUCAGGCAGAGUGAGGGACAGAAAAGUCGUCCGGCAAAUCCAGAUGAGGAUGAUGUGACUGAAAACGUGCUCGAAGAUCGUGAUCCACCUCCGGACCAACCUGAGGUCCAAACCGAAGACAGAUUUCCAACAUGGACUCUUACUGAAUCAGCAGAGUUCAGUCCAGGGGAGAAGAUCCAGGACUCUAUGGACGAGGCCUCCUGUCCGUAUGAGAACCAAACACACCUGGACCUGACGUCUGCCGCGGCCAAUCAGGAUGAAGCUGAGGGGUCAGGUGGCAGCGUGCCGGAACUGGUGGUCACUGAGGCGGACCAGCACCGUCGGUCAGCAGCAGCUCCUCAGAGAGCAGCAAGGCCCGCAGACCUGGUGAUCCCCGCAGCCGUCAGCGUGAGCAGCCUGACCUCCGGCUGUGAUGCAGGAGACCUGACCUACUGCGACCUCCAGUCUCCCAGGAGCGACUCCUUCUCUGUGAUCAGCGAGACAGCCAUCUCCAGGAGGAGCGAAGAGGACGAUACGAGGAGCGUCACUGCUUCAUCCGUCAUGUCUCUGUUCCACAGGGUGCAGCUGGAGCCUCUGGAGAAGGACUGGCUGCGGAGUUCAGCCGUGGGGAACGUGGCCGCUCAGCGCCUGCUCCUGGCUCAGGAGCCCGGCCUGGUGUUGAAGAAGGACUUCAUCACUGGGACGGCACUUCACUGGGCAGCCAAGCAGGGCCGUAAGGAGACCGUGGACAUGAUGCUGCGCUCUGGAGCCGACGUCAAUGUCAGAUCGCAUGGGGGUUACACCGCUCUUCAUCUCGCCUCCAUUCAUGGUCACCAGGACAUCGUUCAGACCCUCAUCAGUACAUACAAUGCUAAAACCAACAUCAGAGAUUACCACGGAAAGACAGCUGUCCAGUACUGGAGCGGCAGCAAAGACAUAUUCAACAAAGCAGAUUCUCACGCAGGUGGCAGGUUUUUCCCCAGCCGCCGGACGCAGCGCUUUGCUCUUCCAUCGCUGCGUCUGUCUCGCUCUCGCAGUCAAGGACAGCUCCACCUGGAGUUCGGCGCGGCGCACCAGUCGGCAUCUUAUGAAGCGCUGGACCUCCAUGUCUGACCUCCUGUGGGACUUUUUGGGAGUCUCCUGGGACUUCUCUGCAGCUUCUCGCCUUUCAGAGCUUUCUUUACAUCCAACGAUGAGUUCUCAGCUGGAAAAAACACGAUCCCUGAAUACAAUUUUUAUUUAUUUUUUUCAGAUUUCAAGAUCAGAAUUUGACAUUUUGUUGGAAGUUUAGUUUAGUUUAUACCAUUUUUUCCACAUAUAUCCAACUGUCAUGGCCCUUAUCACACUCAACAGAGGAACCACAGAAAAACUGACACAAAAAAUUACUGAAGAGAACCAAAACCCUGCAGACACCAUCAAGGUUCUGGAUUAUUUUCCUACGCUGUAGCAUGGUCUUUAUGCAAAGCCUUAGAUCAGUCUGAGAGGA